CCCGCCGCCCGUGCCCGCCGCCGCCGCCGCCGCCGCCCGUGCCCGCCGCCCCCAGGGCAUGGCCUGUCUGAUGGCCGCUUUCUCGGUCGGCACCGCCAUGAAUGCCAGCAGUUACUCCGCAGCCAUGACCGAGCCCAAGUCCGUGUGCGUCUCGGUGGACGAGGUGGUCUCGGGUAACACGGAGGCCUCGGAGACCGACCUGCUGAACGGGCAUCUGAAGAAGGUAGACAACAACCUCACGGAGGCCCAGCGCUUCUCAUCCCUGCCACGCAGGGCGGCUGUGAACAUUGAAUUCAAGGACCUCUCCUACUCGGUCCCGGAAGGACCGUGGUGGAGGAAGAAAGGAUACAAGACCCUCCUGAAGGGGAUCUCCGGCAAGUUCAACAGCGGGGAGCUGGUGGCCAUCAUGGGGCCCUCCGGGGCUGGGAAGUCCACACUCAUGAACAUUCUGGCCGGGUACAGGGAGACCGGCAUGAAGGGGGCCGUGCUCAUCAACGGCCAGCCGCGGGACCUGCGCUGCUUCCGGAAGGUGUCCUGUUACAUCAUGCAGGACGACAUGCUGCUGCCGCACCUCACGGUGCAGGAGGCCAUGAUGGUGUCUGCACAUCUGAAGCUCCAGGAGAAGGAUGAAGGCAGGAGGGAGAUGGUCAAGGAGAUCCUGACAGCUCUGGGCUUACUGUCUUGUGCCAACACACGGACUGGAAGCCUCUCGGGUGGCCAGCGGAAGCGCCUGGCCAUUGCGCUGGAGCUGGUGAACAACCCCCCCGUCAUGUUCUUCGAUGAGCCCACCAGUGGCCUGGACAGUGCCUCCUGCUUCCAGGUGGUCUCCCUGAUGAAAGGGCUGGCCCAAGGAGGGAGGUCCAUCAUCUGCACCAUCCACCAGCCCAGCGCCAAACUCUUUGAACUCUUCGACCAGCUUUAUGUCCUCAGUCAAGGACAAUGUGUGUACCGGGGAAAAGUCUCUAAUCUUGUGCCAUACUUGAGGGAUUUAGGUCUGAACUGCCCAACCUAUCACAACCCAGCUGAUUUUGUCAUGGAGGUCGCGUCCGGCGAGUACGGUGAUCAGAACGGCCGCCUGGUGAGAGCCGUCCGGGAGGGCAUGUGUGACUCUGACCACAGGAGAGAGCCUGGGGGGGAUGCCGAGGUGAACCCUUUUCUUUGGCACCGGCCCUCUGAAGAGGUAAAGCAGGCAAAACGAUUGAAGGGGUCUAGAAAGGACUCCGCCUCCAUGGAGGGCUGCCACAGCUUCUCGGCCAGCUGCCUCACGCAGUUCUGCAUCCUCUUCAGACGGACUUUCCUCAGUAUCAUGAGGGACUCGGUCCUGACACACCUGCGGAUCACAUCUCACAUUGGAAUCGGCCUCCUCAUCGGCCUGCUGUACCUGGGGAUUGGGAACGAGGCCAAGAAGGUCCUGAGUAACUCCGGCUUCCUCUUCUUCUCCAUGCUAUUCCUCAUGUUCGCAGCCCUCAUGCCCACCGUUCUCACGUUUCCCCUGGAGAUGGGAGUAUUUCUUCGGGAACACCUGAACUACUGGUACAGCCUGAAGGCCUACUACCUAGCCAAGACCAUGGCCGACGUGCCUUUCCAGAUCAUGUUCCCCGUGGCCUACUGUAGCAUCGUGUACUGGAUGACCUCGCAGCCGUCCGACGCCGUGAGGUUCGUGCUGUUCGCCGCGCUGGGCACCAUGACGUCGCUGGUGGCGCAGUCCCUGGGUCUGCUCAUUGGAGCCGCCUCCACGUCCCUGCAGGUGGCGACCUUUGUGGGACCUGUGACGGCCAUCCCUGUCCUCCUCUUCUCGGGGUUCUUUGUCAGCUUCGACACGAUCCCAGCUUACCUGCAGUGGAUGUCCUACAUCUCCUACGUCAGGUACGGAUUCGAGGGGGUCAUCCUGUCCAUCUACGGGCUGGACCGAGAGGACCUGCACUGCGGCAUCGAUGAGACGUGUCACUUCCAGAAGUCGGAGGCCAUCCUGAGGGAGCUGGACGUAGAGGAUGCCAAGCUCUACCUAGACUUCAUCGUUCUGGGCAUUUUCUUCAUCUCCCUACGCCUCAUCGCCUAUUUCGUCCUGAGAUACAAAAUCCGGGCGGAGAGGUAAAACACCCGAGCUCCAGGAGACACGGACAUAGGCAUCGCGGCCCAGGGCCCCUUGCGGAGCCGCGGGGACCGCUGCCGCCCCCCAGCCCCCGGCGGUGCUGCCCGCGUCCGCGCCCGCGCCUCUCUCCAUCUCCCUUUCCAACUUCAUCCGGGAAGAAGGUGUAGAAAGGUGUCGUGUCCUCAUGCAGAAUUUCACCCCACGGAGACCAGGCACGCAGAAACCCGCAGCAGAGUAGCAGCCGGGAGGCCGGGGAGGAAGGACCCGCGCCAGGGGCAGCCCGGUCUCAGGACGGUCGCUGUCGUCCUACGGUUCUGCCGCCUCCUCCGGGGAGAAGUCAAUUUCCAAGCCAAAAGCCAAUAACUCUCAUUCAUUUUAAGAAACUGUAUCUUUUUAGUACUUGUUAAAGGAAAUUAUUCAGGGUAAAUAACACACUUUGCUUAGAGACACGAGGGGCUUAACUAAGGCACGGAGCUGGUCUCAUUUUCAGGCAAAACUUGGGAAAGAUGCAGGCGCGGUCCCCAGCAGGGAGAAGGCUCUGGGGCUGCACGUGUUCCAAAAAGUCGAACAGAAAGCUGGAGGGUGACAUUGGCCAACCUUCCCAAAGUCUUUUCUCCCCCCUCACCCCGCCCCGUGCUGCUUAUUUUAAGCAAAAAUACAUUGUUUAUUUCUUCCUAACUUUCUGAACAUCUUAAUUUCGCCUAAAACGUGUCUAGAAGAUGAGCCUUGUUGAUUUCUUGCACACAUGUCCCUCUCCUCUCGUGUCACGUCGACUACCUCCACGGGAGCUGGGAGAGCUAGGCAGGUGACAAAGCCAGGGUGGCCGGGGAGGGCCUCGGGGCGCCACAGGAAGGAGCCACCAGUGGCGGGGGGCGGUGCCCAGACCUCGCAGCCUCCAAGGCCUUACAAGCAACCGGCACAGUCUGCGUAGCCCAGGCUCCUGUGGCUUGUUCAGACGGUGCACCGGGUUGUGUGUGAGGCCACUUUCCGAGCCCAGUGUCUGUGACAUCCCCGCCUUCUCGGUGCUGAGCCCCUGCUGAUGUCACAGACCAGAAGCUCCUUCUUCCCAGGGACGAAGUCAGAGAACAAAAUCCCUGUGGGGCAGGAGUGGCAGGCGUACCUGCGGGGUAACUUGCCUCUUGCUUGUGUCCUGAUGCCGUGUGCGUGCCAGCUGUCAGAGGCAGUGCGACCCAGCAGGAGGUCAGAGGAGACCAAGGAGGGAAAUGGAGUUGCCCGCACUUGGCAUCUCCCUGCCCGGGGACGGGGGUCUCCCAGGGACAGCCUGUUUUCGUGGGUGCGCUCAUGCCCUGUCUGAGCCUAUCUCCUCCGCUAUGAACAGUAGCACGGCUGUCACCCCUAAAGGGGUCUUUGACUCCCCAGUUCUGUUCCCAAAACUUCUGUUUCCCACUUUAAAGAGAAUGGAAGGAGUCUCAUUUUACUCACAUACAGAUUUGACAUGCAAAUGCUUAGCAACCCUUUUUAACCCUUCCGUCCUUUGUAGUAAACGCACUGAGCGUAUUAAACUGUAACUUUGAGUUUCACUCUUCCGUACAAAAGUGGCAUUGCCUUCCAGAUUAGAGCACUUACCCAGGAUCGAACUUAGGCUUUAUAAAGAGUCCUCACUUAGUUUCGAGACAGAUUUGCCCGCGAGACGUCACAGGGCGGAAGACCCACCUAGGAGCAGGCUGGUGAAAUGGAGGGUGGGGAGGGCUGUGAUCACACCUGGCCUCACAGCAUGUGUGGUCAGGAGUAGAGACCUCUUUCCCGCUGUGGCCCAGCAAGGACGGGGCCAGCCUGGAGCCGCACUGCGGGGCUGAGCCCACCCCCACAGGCAGCUCACAUCAUGUGCCCUGAACCCACCCCGCCGUUUCUCAGCCAAUUGGGAAAGCGACAGUGAGAUCCCUCGAGAUUGAAAAUCUGGUUUCCAAGUCUACCUGCGCCCUCGGAAGGAAUCCCAAAAAACCCAGUCUCCCUGGGAGUUCAUGCUCCCACGUUUCAAUUUUCCAUUGUUAAUAAAUUACCUUCAUCCCUUUAAUAGAUGAGGAACCGAGUGAGGGGCCGAUCUUGGGGGACGUGAGGGCUGUCAGCAGAGGAGACGGAGACGCAGACUCAAAGUAAUACGGUGAUUUUUGGAGGGAGGGAGCAGCCAGGCCAGAGGCUCUGCGUAGGAAGCCCCGGGACGCUGCCCGGCCCUCUCUACGGGCAGCGCCCCUGCUGGCAGUGAUGCAAAGGGUGUGGUUUGCACUUCCCAGCCCUCCCAGAAAACAUUUAUUCCAAUGACCAAAGAUAAUGUCCAAACAACUUACUGAUUUGUUUUUCUAAAUCAUUGUGGUUAAGAGGUAGGUGACCGUGUCUUUCAUACAUUGGGACUGGAAGCAGGCCAGCUUGCCGGAGUUCGUUUCCAAACGGAAUUUCUGAAUGUACUGCCCCAACCCUGCAUCUCGGACCUUCAUUUGGAAGGAAGAACCAAAUCUUGUCCAAAAGAUGUGUAGCCUCUCUGUGUGUGUAAGGAGAGGCGAAAGUAGAAGUCCAAAGAACGUCGCUUUUAAGUGACAUUUGUCAGGAGAGAAGGGGGAGAAGCUCGGAUACUGCCCACUGCCACUGCUCCUGCUCACUGCUUCUGCUGCUGCUCC
This is a messenger RNA of Enhydra lutris kenyoni (northern sea otter), 4725 nucleotides long. RefSeq names its product ATP binding cassette subfamily G member 1. The transcript is spliced from 15 exons. The record is from RefSeq and is a predicted model, not a curated record. Gene Ontology annotation, biological process: cholesterol homeostasis; transmembrane transport. Gene Ontology annotation, molecular function: ABC-type sterol transporter activity; ATP binding; ATP hydrolysis activity. NCBI's taxonomy places the organism in Eukaryota, Metazoa, Chordata, Mammalia, Carnivora, Mustelidae. Bases 59 to 2095 code for a protein of 678 amino acids. Gene Ontology annotation, cellular component: plasma membrane.